AUCUUACACAACUAAAAGGAAUACUGGUGAGUGAAUGAACAAAACAACUUUUUCAAAUAUCUGAAAUUAUGGAUACUUAUGGUGGUGGUCCAUUAGUAAUGGUGAUUGAGUAUUUGGAAUCUUCAAUGUCCGAACAUCUUCUCUGCAAAUUCCCCGACAAUUCCGCUUACGAUUUCGACUAUUCUCAGAGCUCAAUUUGGUCCCCUUUGGUCCUUCCUCCUCCUCCUCUGUCUUCCCCUGUUUCUGACCGUAGGCUCAGUUUGGGUCUAACAAGAAAGUUGUCGUACGAGGAAGACGCUGGCACGGGCACUUUCAGGGUAGUGACUGAGAGUAUUAAGAGGAAGUUCUCUAGUGUUCUUUUUGAUAAUCUGAAAAUAUACAAAAAGUUGAACAAGAGAAAGAAAAAUGGCUUUGAUUUUUCUCCUGUACCAUCUUCUUCUAAGCUCGCAUCAACUACCACAACUCCAAGAAAGGGAUGGGCUAAGGUGUUAAAAGCAGCUUCUAAACAUUUCAAGAAGAAGAGCAAGAAGAAGAAUAACAAGGAUCUUUUUAAUUGCUUAACUGACAGUAGUGCUACAAGGGUGGGCUGAUAUUCUCUUGCAAAUUUAGUAAUUUGAGGUUAUAUUUAGAUCCCACAGUCUUCUUUCCAGGAGGUAAAUCAACAAUCUCCCAUGUCUCAUUCUUCUCAAGUGCACUCAUCUCCUCCAUCAUCGCCCUCUUCCAGUGAGGGGCACACAAGGCUUCCCUUCUAGUCAUGAAACACUAGUGUUUCUACACUCUGUUGUACUUUUAUGGUGUAUCAAUUCCAUUAUUAUUGCUUUUAGAAGAUCAAAGCUUUUGUAACGAUCUCAUAACUUAAAUGCACUCAAAUGACUUGGUUUAAUAUCACAUUAUACAACUCGUUGGGAAUUUUGUUCACGGGCCUAAUAACUAUUAUAGACAUGGGAUGCCUAGGUAAUUUUUUAAUAAUAUCGGAUUGA
This is a messenger RNA of Solanum dulcamara, 980 nucleotides long. RefSeq lists its product as uncharacterized. The transcript is spliced from 2 exons. Bases 69 to 590 code for a protein of 173 amino acids. The record is from RefSeq and is a predicted model, not a curated record. Lineage: Eukaryota; Viridiplantae; Streptophyta; Magnoliopsida; Solanales; Solanaceae.